This is a messenger RNA of Halichondria panicea, 1307 nucleotides long. RefSeq names its product di-N-acetylchitobiase-like. The transcript is spliced from 6 exons. NCBI's taxonomy places the organism in Eukaryota, Metazoa, Porifera, Demospongiae, Suberitida, Halichondriidae. Bases 52 to 1185 code for a protein of 377 amino acids. Gene Ontology annotation, molecular function: chitin binding. Gene Ontology annotation, biological process: oligosaccharide catabolic process. The record is from RefSeq and is a predicted model, not a curated record.
UGAUGCAACCAUGCACUUUGAACUGCACUUUUAGCACUUCUUUAUGGAAAAAUGACUUGGAUUUCUCCAGCUCCAGCAAGGUGUUUUCAGGCAGCGUUGAUUCUGCUAUAUGUAUCAGCUGGAAGUAUUGCAGAACUGGAGAGAGGCUGUCCUUGUGACAAGCCUGAGCUCUGUGAGCCAAUCACACACACUCCUGCCAAAGAGGUGGUGGGCUUUGUCGUUAAUCAGGACAAUUGGAUGAAGUAUAACUGGACCCAUCUCACCACCCUAAUGAUGUUCACUGACUUGCCUACCAACCUCAUGUGUCACGCCCAUUCACUUGGGGUUCGCAUAGUCUUGGGUGGUCUGAAUGGUUUCAGUGUGGCCAACCUGACCAACUCCACUGCUCGCUCCACCUGGAUCAAAGACCAGCUGGCACUAGUACAAUCCUCCUAUGCAGACGGCAUCAAUCUGGACAUAGAGGCGCCUGUGAAGAAUGGCAGCUUAGAGCAGAAGCUACUCACUCUGUUUGUGCAUGAGGUUUAUCAGGCAUUCAAGUCGGCCAACAAGAAUUACCAGGUGACGUAUGAUGUUGCCUGGAGCCCAAACUGUACUGACGGACGAUGCUAUGAAGUUGAAAAGUUUGCGGAUAUCGUAGAUUUUCUUAUAGUAAUGUCUUAUGAUGAGCAAAGUCAGAUAUACGGACCUUGUGUAGCUAGUGCGAACUCUCCCUUACCAAAAACUGAGCUUGGGAUCAAACAGUAUCUGGAUCUUGGAAUCAGCCCCAGCAAACUGGUACUGGGACAGCCAUGGUAUGGGUAUGACUAUCCGUGUAUCGAUGUCAGGCCUGGAGAUGUCUGCUAUAUCAAGAAAGUUCCGUUCCGUGGAGUACCUUGCAGUGAUGCGGCAGGUUCACAACACAACUAUGGUUCCAUUCGUCAGCUCAUUAGGGAGGACCACAUCACUGUGCAAUGGAAUGACACAUUCAAAGCCCCAUUCUUUCAACACCAGAUAACCAAUAUUAUGCAUCAGUUUUGGUUUGACGACCCUCCAAGCCUCUCUCUCAAGUACUCAAUGGCUGCACAACACUCCCUCAAAGGACUAGCCUUCUGGAACGUGGACUCUUUAGACUAUUCAGAUGAGCCUCAUGGACGCAAGGACACGGAGGAAAUGUGGACAGCCAUUGAUGCUUUUUUUAGUAACUGAUCAAACUUCAUAGCAAGUGCUUCAAUUUUUAUUGGUCAUGCAACUAUAAUUCAACUGCCAUACAGUACAUGUACCUAUAAUUAUAACUUUUUGAUGUAUCAAAAAUUAUAUGUCUUCUUCAA